GUAGGACGCGUAGGUCCCGCUUAUGACUCCGCAGCUGCCGCAGUCGCCGCAGCAUCGGGACCAGUCGCGCAGCCCGCGCUGCGGUCCUUUCCGCCCUUUCCGCGCGGGUGUUCGAGCGGCGCCAAACACGCUUCAGCACCUCGGACAGCGUCCGCCGCGCUCGCCCCUGGCUCCCGGGGGACCCGCGGGUGCUUGACCGCGCAAGCGGCCCGCGGGUCGUAACACCGCGAGGUCGUCGCACUCGCGCCACCCAAAGCCAGGCCUGCCGUGCCCGGAGCUCAUGAGCACCAUGCACCUGCUGACAUUUGCCCUGCUUUUCUCCUGCUCCUUCGCCCGCGCCGCCUGCGACCCCAAGAUCGUCAACAUCGGCGCGGUGCUGAGCACGCGCAAGCACGAGCAGAUGUUCCGCGAGGCCGUGAACCAGGCCAAUAAGCGACACGGCUCUUGGAAGAUACAGCUCAACGCCACCUCUGUUACCCACAAGCCCAACGCCAUACAGAUGGCCCUGUCAGUGUGUGAGGACCUCAUCUCCAGCCAGGUCUACGCUAUCCUAGUUAGCCACCCGCCGACCCCCAACGACCACUUCACCCCCACCCCCGUCUCCUACACAGCUGGCUUCUACAGGAUCCCCGUUCUGGGACUGACUACCCGAAUGUCCAUCUACUCUGACAAGAGCAUCCACCUGAGCUUCCUCCGCACCGUGCCUCCCUACUCCCACCAGUCCAGUGUCUGGUUUGAGAUGAUGCGCGUCUACAGCUGGAACCAUAUCAUCCUGCUGGUCAGCGAUGACCAUGAGGGCCGGGCAGCGCAGAAACGCCUGGAGACAUUGCUGGAGGAGCGUGAGUCCAAGAGUAAAAAAAGGAACUAUGAAAACCUCGACCAACUGUCCUAUGACAACAAGCGCGGACCCAAGGCGGAGAAGGUGCUGCAGUUUGACCCGGGAACCAAGAACGUGACGGCUCUGCUGAUGGAGGCGCGGGAACUGGAGGCCCGGGUCAUCAUCCUGUCUGCGAGCGAGGACGACGCUGCCACCGUGUACCGCGCAGCCGCGAUGCUGAACAUGACCGGCUCCGGGUACGUGUGGCUGGUGGGGGAGCGCGAGAUCUCGGGGAACGCCCUGCGCUAUGCUCCUGACGGCAUCAUCGGCCUGCAGCUCAUCAACGGCAAGAACGAGUCGGCCCACAUUAGUGACGCCGUAGGCGUGGUGGCCCAGGCAGUUCACGAGCUCCUGGAGAAGGAGAACAUCACUGACCCGCCGCGGGGUUGCGUGGGCAACACCAACAUCUGGAAGACAGGACCGCUGUUCAAGAGGGUGCUGAUGUCUUCCAAGUAUGCGGAUGGAGUGACCGGCCGUGUGGAGUUCAAUGAGGAUGGGGACCGGAAGUUUGCCAACUAUAGUAUCAUGAACCUGCAGAACCGCAAGCUGGUGCAAGUGGGCAUUUACAAUGGCACCCAUGUCAUCCCAAAUGACAGGAAGAUCAUCUGGCCAGGAGGAGAGACAGAGAAGCCUCGAGGGUAUCAGAUGUCCACCAGACUAAAGAUAGUGACAAUCCACCAAGAGCCCUUCGUGUAUGUCAAGCCCACAAUGAGUGACGGGACGUGCAAAGAGGAAUUCACAGUCAAUGGUGACCCAGUGAAGAAGGUGAUCUGCACGGGGCCUAAUGACACAUCACCAGGCAGCCCCCGCCACACGGUGCCCCAGUGCUGCUAUGGCUUCUGCAUUGACCUGCUCAUCAAACUGGCACGGACCAUGAACUUUACCUACGAGGUGCACCUGGUGGCAGAUGGCAAGUUUGGCACACAGGAGCGGGUGAACAACAGCAACAAAAAAGAGUGGAACGGAAUGAUGGGGGAGCUGCUCAGCGGCCAGGCCGACAUGAUCGUCGCACCGCUGACCAUCAAUAACGAGCGAGCGCAGUACAUAGAGUUCUCCAAGCCCUUCAAGUACCAGGGCCUGACCAUUCUGGUCAAGAAGGAGAUCCCGAGGAGCACCCUAGACUCAUUCAUGCAGCCUUUCCAGAGCACGCUCUGGCUGCUGGUGGGGCUGUCAGUCCAUGUGGUGGCUGUGAUGCUGUACCUGCUGGACCGCUUCAGUCCGUUCGGCCGAUUCAAGGUGAACAGUGAGGAGGAGGAGGAGGAUGCGCUGACCCUGUCUUCUGCCAUGUGGUUCUCCUGGGGUGUCUUGCUCAACUCUGGCAUUGGGGAAGGUGCCCCCCGAAGUUUCUCUGCACGUAUCCUAGGCAUGGUGUGGGCUGGUUUUGCCAUGAUCAUCGUGGCUUCCUAUACUGCCAACCUGGCAGCUUUCCUGGUGCUGGAUCGGCCUGAGGAGCGCAUCACAGGCAUCAACGACCCGAGGCUCAGAAACCCCUCAGACAAGUUCAUCUACGCAACCGUAAAGCAGAGUUCUGUGGACAUCUACUUCCGGAGGCAGGUGGAGUUGAGCACCAUGUACCGGCACAUGGAAAAACACAACUAUGAGAGUGCGGCCGAGGCCAUCCAGGCUGUGAGGGACAACAAGCUCCACGCCUUCAUCUGGGACUCAGCGGUGCUAGAGUUUGAGGCGUCACAGAAAUGCGACCUGGUGACCACCGGAGAGCUCUUCUUCCGCUCGGGCUUUGGCAUCGGCAUGCGCAAGGACAGCCCCUGGAAACAGAACGUGUCCCUGUCCAUCCUCAAGUCCCAUGAGAACGGCUUCAUGGAAGACCUGGAUAAGACAUGGGUUCGCUAUCAGGAAUGUGACUCCCGCAGCAAUGCUCCUGCGACUCUCACUUUUGAGAACAUGGCAGGGGUUUUCAUGCUGGUGGCUGGAGGCAUCGUAGCUGGGAUCUUCCUGAUUUUCAUCGAGAUUGCCUACAAGCGACACAAGGAUGCCCGGAGGAAGCAGAUGCAGCUGGCUUUUGCGGCAGUGAACGUGUGGAGGAAGAACCUGCAGGAUAGAAAGAGUGGUAGAGCAGAGCCCGACCCUAAAAAGAAAGCCACAUUUAGGGCUAUCACCUCCACCCUGGCCUCCAGCUUCAAGAGACGUAGGUCCUCCAAAGACACGCAGUACCAUCCCACUGAUAUCACGGGCCCGCUCAACCUCUCAGAUCCCUCGGUCAGCACCGUGGUGUGAGGCCCCCGGAGGCGCCCACCUGCCCAGUUAGCCCGGCCAAGGACACUGAUGAGUCCUGCUGCUCGGGAAGGCUUGAGGGAAGCCCACCCGCCCCAGAGACUGCCCACCCUGGGCCUCCCGUCCGCCUGCCCUGCUGCCUGGCGGGCAGCCCCUGCAGGACCAAGGUGCGGACCAGAGCGGCUGAGGAUGGGCCAGAGCUGAGCCGGCUGGGCAGGGCCACAGGGCGCUCCGGCAGAGGCAGGGCCCUGGGGUCUCUGAGCAGUGGGGUGAGGGGCCUAAGUGGCCCCGGCCGGAGGGGUCUGGAGCAGAAAUGACAGCCCCAUCCUUCCUCCAGCCACCACCCUAAGCUACAGUGGGGGCCCAUGGCCCCAGCUUGCUAGGUCACCGCCCCCCUCCUCCAGCGCCUGCUCUCUGCAACCCGAGUUCCACCUCUCUCUCCUGCAGCACCACCCUCCUAAGACCCUUCCCUAUCCCAUUUACUGGGCUGGCCCUGACCUUUCCCAGGGCUAGCCCCCACUGCCCUAGUGGCAGUCCUUCCCAGGGGUCCUCUCU
Messenger RNA from Acomys russatus (golden spiny mouse), 3664 nucleotides. RefSeq names its product glutamate ionotropic receptor NMDA type subunit 1 (gene Grin1). The transcript has 21 exons. Gene Ontology annotation, biological process: ionotropic glutamate receptor signaling pathway; monoatomic ion transport; chemical synaptic transmission. Gene Ontology annotation, molecular function: NMDA glutamate receptor activity. Bases 281 to 3112 code for a protein of 943 amino acids. Gene Ontology annotation, cellular component: neuron projection; NMDA selective glutamate receptor complex; synapse. The record is from RefSeq and is a predicted model, not a curated record. NCBI's taxonomy places the organism in Eukaryota, Metazoa, Chordata, Mammalia, Rodentia, Muridae.